GCAGACUUUAUUUGUUUGCGUGUUUUAGUCCUGGAUAGGUUUUGGACUAAUAACUUGUCGAUUUCAAUUGGCAAGUUGAUACACUUGAGAUAUCUUGACAUUUCAGAAUGUUCUGUAAACAAGCUUUUUCAAGAAUCUAUUCCUCUACUUUAUAAUUUACAAACGCUGAAGCUCGAAAAUAUAAAAAGUGGUCUGUCGAAGAAUUUGAGAAAAUUGAUUAAUUUGAGACAUUUAGAAUUUUACAGAAUUCAUGAUAUCCAACAAAUACCUUCACAUAUAGGCAAGUUGAUUCAUCUUCAAACAUUAUCUGAGUUUGCAGUUGGGAUUGAGAAAGGUUGUAAAAUAGAAGAACUUGGACCCUUGAAAAACCUCAAAGGUGCACUAAAUCUUACAAAUCUUGAGAAAGUGCAAAGUAAAGAGGAAGCUAGGGCUGCAAAAUUGGUUGAAAAGAAGAAUUUACAUCAUCUAUUAUUUCAUUGGACUUUCUUUUAUAAAGAAGGUGAAUAUGACAAAUACAAUAAGGUACAAGUGUUGGAAGGACUUCAACCCCACAAAAAUCUUCAAUCAUUGAAUAUUAGUGGCUUUAGAGGGGAAGUUUUGCCUAAUAGUACUUUUGUUGAAAAUUUAGUUGACAUACAUUUAUUUAAUUGUAAAAGAUGUGAAGUGCUUCCAAUGCUUGGUCAAUUGCCCAACUUAAAGAAACUUGAAAUUUCUUUACUGGACAGUUUGAGAAGCAUAGGGAAUGAAUUCUAUGGCAUUGACUCCAACCAAAGAAAUUAUUUUGCUUUUCCCCAAUUGAAGAAAUUUUAUAUUGAUGGGAUGAAGAAUCUAGAGAAAUGGGAUGAAUUGAUCACUCCAAAUCUCUUUGGAUCUCUUAAAAAUUUUAGUAUUCUUGGAUGUGAUAAAUUGACAAAAUUGCCAGGUGGGAUAGAAAGUUGCCAAUCCAUUGAGUAUUUGAGCAUACAUCAGUGUCCUAAUUUGAUGCUAAAUGUACAAAAUUUGCACAACUUAUACCGUUUAGACAUUAAUGGAAUGAAAAGAUUGCCCGAGGGAUUAGGUGGCCUCACUAACUUGAAAGAAUUGGUAAUAAGUGGACGCAUGCAGAAUUAUGAGUCAAGUGAUAAUGCAGCAACCCAACUUCCCCAACAACUUCAGCACCUCACUAACUUGGAAGUUUUAAUGAUUGCAGAUUUUGAUAGCAUUGAAGCUCUACCAGAAUGGUUAGGAAACCUUACAUCUUUGAGAACAUUGAGUUUCCUUGAUUGCAAAAAUUUGAAAGAAUUACCUUCAAGAGAGGCCAUGUUAUGCCUAACCAAAUUAGAUGACUUGUUGGUGUUUAGAUGUCCAAAACUUCUAGUCGGGGAGGGCGACCAGGAAGGGCCUAAACUUUCCCAUCUUCCAACAAAGUGUGUUUGUAAAAUGUAGUUCCCCUUGUGUUCUUCUUCUACUUCUUUUUUUUAGGGCAAAUUGCAACUUUAAUAAAUAAAAAUUAAAAAUUGGGCGUGUU
Molecule: messenger RNA, 1507 nt
Organism: Benincasa hispida (wax gourd)
Lineage: Eukaryota; Viridiplantae; Streptophyta; Magnoliopsida; Cucurbitales; Cucurbitaceae
Source: RefSeq, a predicted model, not a curated record